This is a messenger RNA of Lobosporangium transversale, 2261 nucleotides long. RefSeq names its product major facilitator superfamily domain-containing protein. The record is from RefSeq and is a predicted model, not a curated record. The transcript is spliced from 2 exons. Gene Ontology annotation, biological process: transmembrane transport. The coding region runs from base 256 to 1983 and encodes 575 amino acids. NCBI's taxonomy places the organism in Eukaryota, Fungi, Mortierellomycota, Mortierellomycetes, Mortierellales, Mortierellaceae. Gene Ontology annotation, molecular function: transmembrane transporter activity.
AAAAGUACCUCUCUCAUAUGUGAUUUUCCUCUUUCUUUCUCCUUCUUUUUUUUCUUUUUCUUUUUCUUUUUUUUUUCUCCUUUGCCUCUUCACUCCACUUCAAAGAGUCCCUUGGUUCCACCUUUCUACUCUCCACAUCAUCCUCUCUUUCACCGAAACGCUCUUGUUCGUGAUCGAGCUAUCUUUCUUUAGUCUUCGCAAGAGCACUCACGCACAACCUUACGCUUUUACGUUCAUACUAUUCAUCUCUCCAUCAUGAACUCUACUAACUCAGAGUUAAAGGGAGAGGAACCUCAUUUCCAAAACAACGUGGACCAGCAACCAGACGGACGCGAUGCCACUAUUUCAAAGAUUCUGGAUCGCUCCCUCUUCAGCCGCAAAGAAUACUUAUUUCUUGUUUCUGGAGUGUUGAUUCAGGCCUUCAUUUACUCCUUUGAGGUCAACUUAAUGUACAACUGCCAGGGAGCUAUUGUUGCCCGUUUUGAGGAGUCGUCGCGUAUCAGUAUCCUCCCCACGAUCCUUCAAAUUUUGUCUGCUGCUCUGGUUCCCUUCUAUACCAAGGUUUCGGAUGUUGUAGGUCGUGCUCAGGCCUUGACUGUUGCCAUGAUCUUUUAUUUGAUCGGAUACACAAUUCAGGGCACUUCUGUAGCAUUCCUGCAGUACGCUCUAGGUCAGAUCGCGUACGGAAUUGGUUCGACCGGUAUGCUGACUUUGACACAGGUUUUGAUUGCCGAUACCACUCUUCUUAUGAAUCGUGGUAUUGUCUUUGCUCUUUGGGACUUGCCCUCUGCCAUAAACAUCUUCACAACUCAACCAUUGACUGACCCUUUGACCGCUCCUGAUAAGAACUGGCGUAUGGUUUAUGUCAUCAUUGGUGUUCUUUCUGCCAUUGGAGCUAUUGCCAUCUUGACUCCUCUUUGGUAUUUGCAAAAGAAAGUUGAGCGCAAAGGCCAAAGCGUUAAGCGCCGCUCGAUUCUUUGGUUGUUGCACGAGUACGAUGUAAUUGGAGCUAUCUUGAUCACUGCUGGAAUGUCUCUGACUCUUUUGCCCAUGAUUUUGGCCCAAUCCUUUGAGGGUAACUGGAAAAACGGCAAGAUUCUGGGCAUGUUCAUAAGUGGUGUUAUUUGUUUGGCGCUUUUGGCUUUCUGGGAGAUCAAGUAUACAAACAGGCCCAUUAUGCCCAUGCGUAUCUGGGCUAACCCUACUUGCUUUGGAGGUCUUGUCGUCAACUUCUUUAUGACUGUCAUGGCCGCGAUGAACUGGCAAUACUAUACCUAUUACCUAAUGAUUUCACGUGAUCGUACCUAUGGUCAAGCCCUGUUGCUCGAACGUGGUUAUCAAGUAGCCUAUCUGGUCUUCCAGCUGUUGACCUCCCUUGCCAUGAGACGCUUCAACACCAUCCGUCCUUUUGUCUGGGUUGGCAUUGUUGUACACACGAUCGGUAUCGGCCUCAUGAUCCCCGCUCGCCUGCCUACUUCUUCGGAUGCCUUUGUCGUCAUCUCUCAGACUCUUGUCGGUGCUGCUGGUGGUAUGGCCAAUAUUGCCAGUUCUGUCGCUGUCACAGGUGCGGUUGAUAGGAAAGACAUUGCUAUCCUCAUUGGUGUGACUCAAAUUUUGGGAUCUUUCGGAAGCGCUUUCGGAGGUGCCUUAGCUGGAGGUGUCUGGACCCAGUAUUUGCCCGGCAAGUUGCGCCAGUAUGUAACUGGCCCUUAUGAUGAGAGGUUGGCUAUGGACUCCCCCAUUCUCUACAUCCCUACUUUGGAUCCUACCACCAAGGGACAGGUUAUCCGGGCUUGGGGUGACUCCCAGAUGUUAAUGUCGAUCAUCUCUAUGAGCUUGGCAGUAUUUGCCUGUUUCUCUACGAUCUUCAUGAAGCAUGUCGAUCUUCAUCAGGACCAGUUUGGCAACAACAACAUGGAGAAUGAGACCGAGUCCUCUGUUCCUGGUGCUAUCGAGGAGAAGCCCCAAAAGUCUGAGCUUUAAAAAAGCCAAUGCUUGCAUACAAAAAAAUACACUGAGAUGUGCGUUUAGUUCCUCUCUAGCGCACAAUAUUCCCCAAACUUCACUUUUUAUACAUCAUUUUCAUAAUUUUGCUGCUCGUUAGCUCGUUAGUAUCAUCAUAGUAUAGCCCUCCGAAGGAUGUAAUAAGGCAAAAUAGCAUUAAUAUAUCUUGUUUCUGUAGCAUAAUUAUAAUCUGUAUCUUGUGAUCAAUGUCGAUAACUUCUUGUCACAUUUUGGGAUGAACAAAGAAAAAGUAAAAA